AUGUCGAGUGGGUCCUAUACCGAAGACCAGGAAAAGAUUGCUCUAGAAGUUCUUUCAAAGGAUAGACAAGCAUUUUAUGAAGUAUUACAGAUAGAACGUAGUGCAAGUGAUAAUGAGAUCAAGAAGUCGUACAGGAAACUGGCUAUAAAACUGCAUCCGGACAAAAAUCCACAUCCGAGGGCAAGUGAAGCAUUCAAAGUGAUAAAUAGAGCAUUUGAAGUGCUGAGUGAUGAAGAGAAACGUCGACUUUAUGACAGGUUGGGAAGAGACCCAGAUGAUCGAAAUAUGCCUUCUGCAUCCAGUAGCGGCUUUCGCACUGCUAGUGCUGGAUUUCCUGCGGGCUUUGAGAACUCAUUUUACAGUCGUCGUGCCGCAACCAGAGAUCCUGGUGAAGAUAUAUUUGAUUUUUUGUUCAACAUGGGUGGAGGAGGACCUUUUGGUCACCCUUUUGGUGGCAAUGCGUUUGGUGGUCACCCAUUCAUGGAUGGUGGUGCGACCUCGUUUACAUUUGGCCCUGGUGGCUUUAAAGUACAUACAAAUGCUCCCAGAAGAGCUCGACAGCAGCAACGACAGGCCGAACAAGAUGUUCAACCAGAUCUUUAUCAAAGCUUAAGAGUGCUCUUGCCGCUAUUACUCUUGUUCCUCGUGCCACUACUCGAGAGAUUACUGUUUGGUUGA
This is a messenger RNA of Torulaspora delbrueckii, 678 nucleotides long. RefSeq names its product type I HSP40 co-chaperone HLJ1 (gene HLJ1). The transcript has a single exon. NCBI's taxonomy places the organism in Eukaryota, Fungi, Ascomycota, Saccharomycetes, Saccharomycetales, Saccharomycetaceae. Gene Ontology annotation, molecular function: Hsp70 protein binding. Gene Ontology annotation, biological process: cellular response to misfolded protein. The record is from RefSeq and is a predicted model, not a curated record. The coding region runs from base 1 to 678 and encodes 225 amino acids. Gene Ontology annotation, cellular component: endoplasmic reticulum membrane.